Molecule: messenger RNA, 2239 nt
Organism: Phalaenopsis equestris
Lineage: Eukaryota; Viridiplantae; Streptophyta; Magnoliopsida; Asparagales; Orchidaceae
Product: pentatricopeptide repeat-containing protein At5g15980, mitochondrial-like
Exons: 1
Coding region: 117-2024 (635 amino acids)
Biological process (GO): RNA splicing
Molecular function (GO): protein binding
Source: RefSeq, a predicted model, not a curated record
CCCAACGUCCUCAUAUUGUCCCUGCUCUCCAUUCUUCUACGCAGUCGUCUGAUCAUAACCCGAACUGCUCUUCGGUUCUUUUCAGCCUCUCUAUCUCACCGCCGCCACGGCUUCGAAUGAUGAAAAGCGCUUGGAAAUCGCUCUACCCGCGGAUCUCUACACAGCUCUCAAGGACUGGUUUAUCCCAGGUGAGGCCAUGGGAACAACAAAUCUCUAUAUUCGUUCAACCUCUAGUCACCAUUCGUGUGGCUAGAAACCUUGAACGGCGUUAUUUCUCGUCGGAGGCUGCUAUCGAGCGCGAGGAUCGCGAUCUCGCUUUUGUGGCAGAUAUCUUUUCUAAGCGCAUCGAUUCCCAUGAGAUCCAGGCCGAGUUUGAAUCCCGCAAUGUUUAUCUGGAUCGGGAGACCGUAUAUUUGGCACUUCAGAACCUCGAAGGGAAUUUGGAAACGGCUCGGAGGUUCUUCGAUUGGGUAUCCGAUAGAGAUAGCCAGAUUUUGAGGUCAAAAUCUUACAAUAUGAUGCUCAGAAUUGUAGGGAUCAAUGGGGAGUCAGGGGAGUUCUGGGACUUCGUUGAGACCAUGAAAAAGAAAGGCUUUGGGAUCUCCAAGGAUACAUAUUUGAAGAUCCAUGAAAGUCUUGUAAAUGAUGGGAAGGGAGAUGAUUUUGGAACACAUUUGAAAGAAGUGUAUCUCCAAAAUACUGAUCAACAUAUAGUUGCGAGAAUGUGCCCAAAGAUUUGCAGGAUACUCAACGAAAAAGCAGAUUCAGAAGAAAUACAGAAGAAAUUACUGCAUUUAGACAUUUCUUUGUCCUCUGAGUUGAUUGUUUCUGUACUGGAAAGCGUAGGCUCCAAUCCACAAAAAGCUCUGAUUUUUUUGGAAUGGGUCAGAGACAUACAGUAUUUUAAAAUAGAUGGUACUGUUUACAAUGCAUUUGCUAAGGUUUUCGGUCGAGAAGAUUGCAUCAAGGAAUUCUGGGACGUUCUUCAUAAGAUGAGAAACGCUGGAUAUAAAUUGGAGCAUGAUGUAUAUUUUACAGUUUUAGAUAGGUUCCAAAAGAGGAAAAUGGUUGCUGCAGCUAUAGAUUUGUAUGAGUUCGCCAUGGCUGGUCCUGGAAAGCCACCAGCUGGUGAUUUCUUGCACCUUUUAAAAAAGAUUGUUGUCAGCAAAGAUCUGGACAUGACUUUGAUAACAAGGAUUGUUACCAUUUUUAUAAAGUCUGGAAAUACCAUAAAUGCAUCAACUUUUGUAGGUGCACUGAAAUCACUUAAGAGUGUUGGCAGACUGGGAGAGUGUGGCAACGUCUUGAAGGCCAUGGAGGAAGGGGGGUUUGUAGCAGAUAGCUCAAUACAUAACCAGGUAGUUGUAGGCUUGUGUGGAGCCGGAAAACUUGACGCGGCUUGUGAACAUGUGAGGAGCCUGGAAAAUUUAGGCCUUUUUCCAAAUCUGAAGGCCUGGGCAUUUUUGGUUCAGAACCAUGCUCUAGCUGGUGAGCUCGACAAGGCAGUUUCUUAUUUUCAUGAAAUGGUUGAAACCAAUGGUUGUGGCCAUGAUGAUGGCAGUGCAUUUGAAGUAUUGGUCAGCGGGCUUUUUAAGAAGAAUCGAAAUAUGGAUGCUUUCAGGAUUCUUAAAGAGAUGGUCAUGAAGAAGAAAUAUCGACCACAACAUAGCACUUAUAAGCUUCUUAUUGAAAAGUUGGUAAAUCAGGGUUCUUUGAAAGAAGCCAUGAGUCUCCUUGAGUUGAUGAAAGGACAAGGAUUUCCACCAUUUGUGGAACCAUUUAUGGUUCAUAUGUCCAAGUCGGGCUCUGUUUCUGAUGCUAUGGGUUUUUUGAAGGCAAUGACUGUUAAACAAUUCCCAUCCGUUGCAGUUUUUCUUCGUCUUUUCAGAGCUUUACUGGAAGCAGGGAGACACGAAGUUGCGCAUGAUAUACUUUCGAAAUCUCCAGGCUGUGUUCGUAACCAUGUGGAUAUAUUGGAUAUUUUCUCUUCUUUAAAGCCAAAUAAUGGAACUGCCCUAGCUUAGUGCUUAUGGGCUUGCAGCAGCAAUGCUCUAUUGUACCAUCCAUUUGGUUAUGAAUUGAAAUGUUUUAACAUUGGUUAAAUUGGAAUUAAUCAAUUGAAUAGAUAAAUACAGCUGGUUGGUCUUUUAUCUCCAGUAAAACAGGAGUUAUUAGGAGCAAUACCCUUUCUAAUCCUUUACCUUCCGUGGCUGAGGGUUGUGUAGAUCAUAUUCCUUUU